GACGACGGAGCUGUCAAACAGCAACAAUCGCCUGAAAUAUUAUCCCGGGCGGUACAACAAACAUCGUACUUUGCUCUUUUGUGGAAACAAGGACGACAGGAGCAGUCUUCGAGUUCGCCUUUAGCAUUAACCCUAAGGAAAUCUUGACUUUUAAACGGUUGGCGACGAAAAACUUCCUGUUUAGUGUUUGUUGGUGGUUCUCAGGCUAAUGUUUGUUAGCUCUUCGCUUAGCUCGAGUUUUGUUGACAAACUAGCAUUCCUUGCUAGUUUCUGAGCAGCUGCGUUUCCAGCUUCAGGGGGUCGUGGUCGUUGUUUUGACAAGUGCUGUAAAGUUGGGAAAGGCAUGUGGGGACCCCGCUUGAGUUAUUCAUGCAAACAUCUCCAUGAAAUGAUAACAGGUGUCCAAGGGUUUUCUAUACAUCUUUCAAACAUGUGAAAACCCUCUCCUCCUGGUGGACUCUCCAGUUACAAGCAGCGAGGAACAAGUAGGAGACAUCUUGGAUCCAGCCACUGUGUCACCAGGCGCUCCCUAAACACACCAGUUUCAACUUAAGUCUACGUGCGUGACACAUUUUCUCCCAGGAAACAAACGUAGUAAAGUCCCUGCGCCUCUCAAACAAUCCUGUCCUCAUGUCAUGUGGGUACAUCACAGAAAAAACCCCAUAUUACCAGCAUCAUCUUUUACGCCAUGGACCGAAAUAAACGCAAUUCCAUCGCUGGGAUCCCGACGCGACCCGAACGCAUCAACGAGGACAGAGAUGGUGUCGGAGGCGUAGGGGGCUUUGAGAUGGGCUUUGAGAUGGGCCCGCCUCCACAGGUGGGCCGGGUGUGGCCCUCGUCCUACAGAGCCCUCAUCAGUGCCUUCUCCUGUCUCACACGCCUUGAUGACUUCACCUGUGAGUGGAUCGGCUCUGGAUUCUUCUCUGAUGUCUUCAAAGUUCGUCAUCGAGCCACAGACCAGGUUAUGGCGAUGAAGAUGAACAAAAUCAGCAGCAACAGAGCCAACAUGUUGAGAGAAGUCCAACUCAUGAACCGGCUCUGCCAUCCCAACAUACUCAGGUUCAAGGGUGUGUGCGUCCAUGAGGGCCAGCUCCACGCUCUGACAGAGUACAUAAAUGGUGGAAACCUGGAGCAGCUUCUAGACGGAAACAAGCAUCUGAGUUGGCCCAUGAGGGUGAAGCUUGCCUGCGACAUCGCCAGCGGCCUGGCUUACUUGCACUCCAAAGGCAUAUUCCACCGGGACCUCACCUCCAAGAACUGCCUGAUAAAGUGUGAGGACAACGGUUACUCAGCAGUGGUGGGAGACUUCGGCCUGGCAGAGAAGAUCCCCACCAAUCUUGCCGAAGUGGAGAAACUGUCCGUGGUUGGUUCUCCUUUCUGGAUGGCUCCAGAGGUUCUGAGAGACGAGCCGUACAACGAGAAGGCCGAUGUGUUCUCCUAUGGGAUCGUCCUGUGUGAGAUCAUAGCGAGGGUGCAGGCCGACCCUGACUUCCUCCCCCGCACAGAGAACUUCGGCCUGGACUAUCACACGUUCCAGCACAUGGUGGGAGACUGUCCGCCCGACUUCCUGCAGCUGGCCUUCAACUGCUGCAAUAUGGAUCCUAAACUCCGUCCAUCUUUCACCGAGAACGUCCGGCACCUCGAGGAGAUUCUGGUCCGCCUUAAAGUGGAAGAGAUGGAGCACGAGUGUGUUCCUCUCAGUGGGGACAACGACAAGAAGACGAUACCCAAAGGUGAGAAGAUCCAGGGCUUCAAGCGCCUGAACCCCCUGGGCUUCCAGGAUGAUAAAAUCCCUCAGAAGUCUCCUCGCCCGCGAAGAAACAUCUGGCUCAGCCGCAGCCAGUCCGACAUUUUCUCCUGCAAACCGGGGAGAAAAGUGAACGUCCAGGACCCUUCCUACAACCCCCCCGCCCCCCAGCGGGCCUCCAAAGCUCGCAAGAUCAACCCGUUCACCGCCCGCGAGGACCUGUGCGGGGGAAAGAUCAAGUUCUACGACGUUCCCAGCAAGUCCGUGUUCGACCUGGUGUUCGACCUGCACUCGCCCCCGGGGAGUGUGUUCAGUGACCCUCCGUCUGCUAAUGGACCUGGGGGGGCCACUCAGGGGACGUCCUACUACUGGCAGCAGCUCCCAGGCAGGCAGUGCCACUCGGUGCCCGUCUCCCCCCAGCUGCCCCGCUCGGAUGUCUUCCAACACCUCGCAGACGCCGUCAGCUCCAACAACAACGGCUCCGUCACCUGUUCCUCCAGCCAGCUGCCAGCAAUCAACUUCAGGUCUGACGCAGGCCUGAUGGGAAAUGAAGUCCGGCAGAAGGCAGCGCUGACUAGCUGGGCAAAGAAAUACGUCGUGGUCGAGAUCCCACCUUACUGCAGGCAGAGAGGAGGGGAGGAGGAGGAGGAAGAGGAGGAGGGGAGGAAGGAGGAGGAGGAGGACGAAGAGGAAGGGAAAGAGUUGGGGGAGAGCUGGUCUCCGAUGGUCCCCAGCAGUGACAGAAACAGUGGAGAAGCCAUGGACUGCUCCAGCAGCCUGGAGGAGGAGGGAGGGGAACACCUGCCCCCUGUAACACACAUGUAAAUCCACACACA
Messenger RNA from Trematomus bernacchii (emerald rockcod), 2583 nucleotides. RefSeq names its product dual specificity testis-specific protein kinase 2-like. The transcript is spliced from 13 exons. Gene Ontology annotation, molecular function: protein serine/threonine kinase activity; ATP binding. Lineage: Eukaryota; Metazoa; Chordata; Actinopteri; Perciformes; Nototheniidae. Gene Ontology annotation, biological process: actin cytoskeleton organization; protein phosphorylation. Gene Ontology annotation, cellular component: nucleus; cytoplasm. The coding region runs from base 689 to 2572 and encodes 627 amino acids. The record is from RefSeq and is a predicted model, not a curated record.